AAGCCUUUAAAACGCCAAAGUUUCGAAACUCGCUUUAGUUAAACUGACAUCAUGCUGGGAGAGAAAGACGCUCUGGUGGUCGCUGCUUUUGUUUGUGCCCUCGUUCUCCACACCGAGGGUAUCAUCGGCGGCAGAGAGGCAGUGCCGCACUCUCGCCCCUACAUGGCCUCAAUCCAGGUCCAAGAAGGAGAAAAUAUGAAGCAUGAGUGUGGAGGCUUUGUGGUCGCUGAUCAGUGGGUGAUGACCGCAGUUCACUGUCUGCCAACAGGGCCAAAUGGAAGGAAAGUAGUUCUUGGUGUCCAUUCUCUGAGUGAACCCGAAGACGAAAAGCAGACAUUUGACAUAUUGGAACUUCACAACAACCCAACCUUCAGCGCAUCAAAUUAUGACAAUGACAUCGCUUUGAUUAAGCUGGAUCGUCCAUUUAACGCGUCUGAGGCUGUCAGAGCUGUGGAAUAUCUACGAGCAGGCGGCACAAACCCAGACACGGACGCAGAGGUGGAGACAGCCGGUUGGGGAUCUCUGAACAACCUGGGUUCCAGACCAGACAAGCUCCAGGAGGUGGUGGUCGAGGUGGUCAGACCCACUCGAUGCAGUCGCGGCGACUACUUUGGCAGAAAGUUCACCAGUAACAUGAUCUGUGCACAUAAAGUAUGUCCAGAGCCUUGUGACCAACCCUCCAAGAAACAGGACAGCUGUGAUGGUGACUCCGGAGGUCCUCUGCUCUACAACGGCGUCGCAGUGGGCAUCACCUCUAACGGAGGAAUGAAGUGUGGCCAGAUCAGAAAGCCUGGAAUUUACACCAUCAUCUCUCACUACACCGAGUGGAUCGACAGCGUCAUGGCCCUGCAACCUGAUGCUGCACAGAACGAGGAGUGAAGAGAGAGACGGCGGUACAGUUAUCAGUGGCUCAUCGCAGUUUUAAAUCGCAGCCAUGUGUCUAAUACAGUCUUACAUCCACUGAAUCACAGAUGAUUUCACUUUGGACAUGUUGGUUUUUUUUGCUGGACAGAAGUGCUCCACACUCAUUUGUUACUUAAAUGCAUGAUUGAAGAGAUGGAUCCCAACACAUUACUACCUAUAUGUUUAUGUCAGAAAAAUAUAUCUCACAGCAUUUAAUCAAUUCACUGUAUUGAGAAAUCAUUAAAAGGCAGUUUAUAGAA
This is a messenger RNA of Labrus bergylta (ballan wrasse), 1163 nucleotides long. It is a transcript of the gene cfd, whose product is annotated as complement factor D (adipsin). The record is from RefSeq and is a predicted model, not a curated record. Gene Ontology annotation, molecular function: serine-type endopeptidase activity. Gene Ontology annotation, biological process: proteolysis. NCBI's taxonomy places the organism in Eukaryota, Metazoa, Chordata, Actinopteri, Labriformes, Labridae.